UCCACAGUGUGUGGGAAGCCAAAGAUGGUUGGGAAGGUGUUCGGUGGCCAGGACACAUUGGCUGGCCAGUGGCCAUGGCAGGCCAGUCUGCUGUACCGGGGCUUGCAUCUCUGUGGAGCUGUCCUCAUUGACUCCUACUGGCUGCUUUCUACAGCCCACUGCUUUCGAAACAAAUCCCAGGCCCCAGAGGAUUAUCAGGUACUGUUGGGGAAUACUCAGCUGUACCAGAAAACAAACCACACUCAGAAGAUGCCUGUGAACCAUAUCAUCAGUCACCCGGACUUUGAGAGGUUCCAUUCCUUUGGGAGCGACAUUGCGAUGCUGCAGCUGCGACUCCCCGUGAACCUCACAUCCUAUGUUCUACCUGCCUGCCUCCCAUCCAGAGACACACAGCUCGCCAACCACACAGCCUGUUGGAUAACUGGUUGGGGAAUGCUUUCUGAAGACACAAAACUGUUACCACCAUUCUCACUCCAGGAGGGUGAGGUGGGCAUCAUAGACAAUGAGUUCUGUAAUGCCUUGUAUGGGCGCACACCAGACCAAAGCCUGAACUAUAUUCAUGAGGAAAUGCUAUGUGCGGGAGGCCUCUCCACAAGAAAGUCCAUCUGCCGGGGUGAUUCUGGGGGACCCCUCGUCUGCUACCACAUCAGUGCAUUUGUCCUGGUAGGACUGGCUAGCUGGGGCCUGGAGUGCCGGUAUCCCGUUUACCCCAGCGUCUUCACCAGGGUCCCCUACUUCACUGACUGGAUCAGCCAAGUCAAGAGACUCACUCCCCUUCCAGAACCUGAAUCUCCUCAUACAGAACUCCAACCCAGGCCUCUGAGGGCUGCUGGCUCCUCGCAGCCCUGCAGUGGCCUCCUAGCUGCACAGAUUUGGUCCCUGCUGCUAUUUAUCCCCAAGGCUCCACAGUAGGCUCCAGGUGAGCACCAGGCCUUUAAGCUUUCUUUGCUCAGACUUCCCUAAGCUACAGCCUCCACUCUUUAGUUUACCGUCCACACAUUUUCCUCAGCAUAUUUGGUCACUCGCUGCCACUACCCAAACAAGCCUAGAAAAGCCUACCAAUAAAGCCUCAUCUUCCCCCAGCUCUGGUUGCAAUGCCUUUGUAGGCUUCCCAUAUCCCUCAGUGACAAGGCUUACCCUGGGAGUGAGCCAUCGGGCCUUGAAAGGGAGAAGAUGGAGCUUCUCAAGAAAACACUCCUUGAGGAAAAGGCAGGGAAAUGGGGGCA
Molecule: messenger RNA, 1226 nt
Organism: Meriones unguiculatus (Mongolian gerbil)
Lineage: Eukaryota; Metazoa; Chordata; Mammalia; Rodentia; Muridae
Product: putative serine protease 47
Exons: 4
Coding region: 25-912 (295 amino acids)
Biological process (GO): proteolysis
Molecular function (GO): serine-type endopeptidase activity
Source: RefSeq, a predicted model, not a curated record